UUCAUCCCUCCCAAUACGAAGCUCUGUUCCUCUUUUCCCCCAUUCAACCUCAAAUAUUCCCUUCUGUCAACCCUUUCCCUCUCCUUCGCCAGCCCAUCUCUCCUCCUCCGACUCCCUUCAAAGCAGCCGCCUUUCUCCCUCCCCUGUUUUUGUUGUCUCCCGGGUGCUUUCACGCUGUCUUCUCUCUGCCACCAGUCUCUGUUGUAGGAUUCAAGUAGGCUAUAUUAAAGUGGCUUUUGAGGUCCCUGGGGAGUUUUCUUGUUGGGAUUCUUGCCAAGGAUUUGGUGCUCUGGUCGUCUGCUUCUCUCUGGGCUGAAAGAAUGACAGAAGAAGAGGGGAGGAGAAGCAUGGAGGAGGGGGAACCCACGGACGAGUUCCCUGCGGGCAUGCGUGUUCUCGCCGUCGAUGAUGAUCCCACUUGCCUCAAGUUGUUGGAGAAUCUGCUCCUCCGCUGCCAGUACAAUGUUACGACAACCACUAAGGCGACCGUCGCUUUGGAGCUAUUGAGGGAGAACAAGGACAAGUUUGAUCUGGCUAUCAGUGAUGUCCACAUGCCGGACAUGGAUGGUUUCAAGCUUUUGGAGCUCGUAGGCCUCGAAAUGGACCUCCCGGUUAUUAUGCUGUCUGCCAAUGGUGAUACCAAAGCUGUGAUGAAGGGAAUAACUCAUGGUGCUUGCGACUAUCUGUUGAAGCCCAUCCGGCUUGAGGAGGUCAAGAACAUCUGGCAGCAUGUAGUAAGGAGGAGAAAGUUUGAUGCGAGACAUAACAAUAAUGGGGACAACGGUCCUAGGGCCCAACUACCUAAUUCUGAAAGUGUACAGGGGCUUGGUGAUUCUAGUGAUAAGCCUAACAGGAAGAGGAAGGACCAGAAUGAAGAAGAUGAUGAAGCUUCUGAGGAAAACAUUCAAGAGAAUGAAGAUUCCUCCACCCAGAAGAAGCCAAGGGUCGUUUGGUCUGUUGACCUACAUGGCAAAUUUGUCGCUGCUGUUAAUCAACUGGGAAUUGACAAGGCUGUACCCAAGAAGAUAUUAGAUCUCAUGAACGUUGAAAAUUUAACGAGAGAAAAUGUUGCUAGCCAUCUACAGAAGUACAGGCUCUACCUGAAAAGGCUCAGUACUGUGGCAAACCAGCAAACUAACAUGGCCUCUGUUUUAGGAGGUAGAAACUCCUCUUAUACUAAUACGAGUUCAUUGGAUGGUUUUAGAAAUUUUCUUGCAUUUGGGGGAUCUAGACAGCUACCAGCCCUUACAUCUUUUCAACCAAAUGUAUUACUUGGUAGAAUGAAUAGUUCAACUGCAUUUGGAAUGCAUAGGUUGGUGCCUUCUCAGACAGUUCAACUUGGCUGUACACACAACAACACAAGUAAUGUUAUCAAUGAUCUAUGGAAGCUUCAGGGCACUAGUCUACCUGGAAACCAUCAAGGAAAUUCACUUCAGGGGAUACCAACAUCUAUGGGACCAGAUCAGCUGCGACGACUCGACGUAGUGCAGGAAGCAAACAACAUCUUGCCUUCUAGUUUCUCCGGCAGUGGACUGACCAAUGGUCUUUGCAGUAACUCUUUCACUAAUAUGGCAAACAAACCUUUCUCACUGCAAGCAAAUAAGGAGCAGACACAUGCUGGGGAAUUGGACAAAUAUUAUUCUGUUAAAAUGUCUUCCUCUAGCUCAGACCCUUUUGAGAGUUGUCUUGUGGAUUCUUCUCAAUUUCCCGAUCUUGUUAGAUGCAAUACUUGGCAAGAUGCUCUUCCAUUAACUGAUUAUCGUGCAACCACUUUGCCCAUGGGUGCCCCUUUUGGUAAUAACUGUUCACCUCCUAGCAAUGUUGGAGGCAGUGUUCCUUCAACAGUCUCAAAUAUGGACAGUGAUAUUUGUGGUCAAUCUUCCAUCCAUGCUGCAGUGGCGCCUAUGCAUGGCUUGUUGAUAGGCAAUGAUGUACACAGCCGUGUUGGCUCACUUGGUGGGAGUAUGAUGCCUGUUCCAAUGGGUGGUUACGAAGACCCAAAGUUCCCCGACUUAAGUAGCUUAGACAAAUCUAAACAAAAAUGGGAGGAACAGAAACAGAAUCAUAGCUUUAAUCCCAAUGCCCUAUUCAGCUCUUCCUUAAAUUCUUCAUUGCCCAAUCUUCAUGGAAACGAUCCUAUUGCCAAUCAGAUAUUGAGCAGUGCCAUUGGUAACAAAAAGAUGGAUACAGAUGAGAUUGGACAAGCAGCUCUCAACGCUCGGGACCUCGCACAACAGGGCAGUAUCGAUAAGUCAACAGCUAACGGACAGAUGGCUUAUGGGGAUGAAUAUGCAUUGGAGACCACAAAGUCGCACUGUAACUUCAGUUCUGCUGAUUGCAGCUAUAGUGAACUUGUUGAUGGAGAGUGGAAUGCUUCCAACAAUAAGUCCAGCACAUGACAUUAGAAGUAAGCUUUUUUGGCAUUUGGAGCCUGGUCACGGACGGAGGAGCUUAACAUUGUCAAACGCUUGAACUCAUGGAUGGAAAGUUAGAAUAUGAAUGUGAAAGUGGAAGUGAAACUCUUUAGUUUGAGAACUAAUGGGUCAUCGGUGCUUGGUUUGUGCAUAAUUUAUAAACAUAGUCUAUACUGUUAUGCAGUCCCUAUUUUAAAAGGUCGUAUUUGCUGUGGUCGUGUUAGUUUACCUUUUCUUUCUCUAGGAGGCUCAACAUAUGUGUAUCAAAUGACCACUCGACGUUGCAUCAACCUUUUGUACUAUGGGCCUUUAUGACAGUAUGAAUAAUACUUCUUGUUACAAUGAAAUGGGCUGGUCUUCAUGUUGGAGGAGGAUCAGAGUUCUGUUGAAACCUCUCUAUCUAAUUUGGAACUGAUUGUUCUGUUCCCUGCGAUCACAGAUUUCGACUGCUUAGUAUUCUGGAGUAGGUAGCAGAAGACGGUUGCUUUAUUUUCGGAGAUUAAAAUAAAAAUAGACUCGUCAAUAUUUAUUAUUACAAUCUUUAAAAUUUCCUUUUGUUAUUAAAUUAUUCAAGGACUAAUCAAAAGCUUGAGUAUUGUGUUCAAGGAUAGUUUAUGAAGAGUUGCAUAAUUGAAUAACUAAUGUUUGUGUGGUGCUGCUAAUUGCAGUUGUUCUCUCUCAUUCUUGAUGUUAAUGACCGUCUCAAGACAUUAUUUUACAUUCUUAAUUUUCAACUUUUAAUUGUUCUCAUCUUCCUUUUAACUGUUGAUAAUUUUUUGUCAAAUUUUUGAGCAAACAAUUUGCUAAGUUUCCAUUCUUUGCUUAAAUUUAGAAAUUUCUGUCUUUGGUGAAUAAUUCUUAGAAAUGUUUGGUGUCGAAUUGAUGCCACGGCUAGUGAUGCUAAGUGGCGAUGGAUCAGGUUAAUGGCUUGCCCCACGGGAGCAGGGUUGCUAGAUUCGCAGGAGACCA
Messenger RNA from Phoenix dactylifera (date palm), 3383 nucleotides. RefSeq names its product two-component response regulator ORR24. Gene Ontology annotation, molecular function: DNA-binding transcription factor activity; DNA binding. NCBI's taxonomy places the organism in Eukaryota, Viridiplantae, Streptophyta, Magnoliopsida, Arecales, Arecaceae. Gene Ontology annotation, biological process: cytokinin-activated signaling pathway; phosphorelay signal transduction system. The record is from RefSeq and is a predicted model, not a curated record.